AUGGAGGAAUCCCAGCCGGAGGCAGCACGUCCGGGGGAAGAGGCAUCUUGCUCCUCCUGGAGGACCAGCCGUGCAAAUACAAAUUUCUCCAGCAUGCCAACAGAAUCUGUGGAGAUUGAUGAUGCAUUAUACAGUCGGCAGAGGUAUGUUCUUGGAGACACAGCAAUGCAGAAGAUGGCCAAGUCUCAUGUUUUCUUAAGUGGUAUGGGUGGUCUUGGUUUGGAAAUUGCAAAGAAUCUUGUCCUUGCAGGGAUUAAGGCACUUACAAUUCAUGAUACAGAAAAAUGCCAACCAUGGGAUCUAGGAACCAACUUCUUUCUCUGUGAAGAUGAUGUUGUUAAUAUAAGAAACAGGGCUGAAGCUAUACUUCAACAUAUUGCAGAAUUAAAUCCAUAUGUUCAUGUCACAUCAUCUUCUAUUCCUUUAAAUGAAACCACAGAUCUCUCCUUCUUAGAUAAAUACCAGUGUGUAGUAUUGACGGAGAUGAAACUUUCAUUGCAGAAGAAGAUCAAUGACUUCUGCCGCUCUCAGUGCCCUCCAAUUAAGUUCAUCAGUGCAGAUGUGCAUGGAAUUUGGUCACGGUUGUUUUGUGAUUUUGGUGAUGAGUUUGAAGUUUUAGAUACAACAGGAGAAGAACCAAAAGAAAUUUUCAUUUCAGAUAUAACGCAAGCUAAUCCUGGCAUUGUCACUUGCCUUGAAAAUCGUCCUCACAAACUUGAAACAGGACAGUUCCUAACAUUUCGAGAAAUUAAUGGAAUGACAGGCUUAAAUGGAUCCACACAACAAAUAACUGUGGUAUCACCAUUUUCUUUUAGCAUUGGUGAUACUACAGAACUGGAACCUUAUUUACAUGGAGGCAUAGCUAUUCAAGUUAAGACUUCUAAAACAUUCUGCUUUGAAUCAUUAGAGAUGCAACUAAAACAUCCAAAGUACCUUAUUGUGGAUUUUAGCAAACCUGAGGCACCUUUAGAGAUUCACUCAGCCAUGCUUGCCUUGGACCAGUUUCAGGAGAACUAUAGUCGCAAGCCAAAUAUUGGGUGCCAACAAGAUUCAGAAGAACUGUUGAAACUGGCAGCAUCUAUAAGUGAAACCUUGGAAGAGAAGCCUGAAGUAAAUUAUGACAUCGUGCGUUGGCUUUCUUGGACUGCCCAAGGCUUUUUACCCCCACUUGCUGCAGCAGUAGGAGGUGUUGCCAGCCAAGAAGUACUGAAAGCUGUAACUGGAAAGUUUUCUCCUUUGUGCCAGUGGUUAUACAUUGAAGCAGCAGAUCUUGUCGAAUCCCUCAGCAAACCUGAACGAGAAGAAUUUCUCCCACGAGGAGAUAGAUAUGAUGCCUUACGAGCCUGCAUUGGAGACACUUUAUGUCAGAAGCUACAAAAUUUGAAUAUCUUUUUAGUAGGAUGUGGAGCCAUAGGCUGUGAAAUGUUAAAAAAUUUUGCUUUGCUUGGUGUUGGCACAGGCAAAGAGAAAGGAAUGGUUACAGUAACAGAUCCUGACUUGAUAGAAAAAUCCAACUUGAAUAGACAGUUCCUAUUUCGUCCUCAUCACAUACAGAAGCCUAAAAGCUAUACUGCUGCUGAUGCAAUCCUGAAAAUAAAUCCUCAGUUAAAGAUAGAUGCACAUUUGAACAAAGUAUGUUCAGCCACUGAGGCAAUUUAUAAUGAUGAGUUCUAUACUAAGCAGGAUAUAAUUAUUACAGCAUUAGAUAAUGUGGAAGCCAGGAGAUAUGUAGACAGCCGAUGCUUAGCAAAUCUACGGCCCCUCUUAGAUUCUGGAACGAUGGGCACUAAGGGACACACUGAAGUUAUUGUACCUCAUUUAACUGAAUCCUAUAAUAGUCAUCGGGAUCCCCCAGAAGAAGAAAUACCAUUUUGUACCCUAAAAUCCUUUCCAGCUGCUAUUGAACACACUAUACAAUGGGCAAGAGAUAAGUUUGAAAGUUCCUUUUCCUACAAGCCUUCAUUGUUUAACAAAUUUUGGCAAACAUAUCCAUCUGCAGAAGAAGUCUUACAGAAGAUACAAACCGGACACAGUUUAGAAGGCUGUUUUCAAGUGAUUAAGUUACUUAGCAGAAGACCUAGAAAUUGGUCCCAGUGUGUAGAAUUAGCAAGAUUAAAGUUUGAAAAAUAUUUUAACCAUAAGGCUCUUCAGCUGCUUCACUGUUUCCCUCUGGACACACGAUUAAAAGAUGGCAGUUUGUUUUGGCAGUCACCAAAGAGACCCCCCUCUCCAUUAAAAUUUGAUCUAAAUGAACCUUUGCACUUCAGUUUUCUUCUAAACGCUGCAAAAUUAUAUGCUACAAUCUAUUGCAUUCCAUUUACAGAAGAGGACUUAUCAGCAGAUAUCCUGUUGAAUAUUCUUUCUGAAGUAAAGAUUCAGGAAUUCAAACCGUCUGACAAGGUUGUUCAAACAGAUGAAACUGCAAGGAAACCGGACCAUGUUCCUGUGAGCAGUGAAGAUGAGAGGAAUGCUAUUUUCCAACUAGAAAAGGCUAUUUCAUCUAAUGAAGCUACCACAAGUGACCUUCAGAUGGCAGUGCUUUCAUUUGAAAAAGAUGAUGAUCAUAAUGGACACAUAGAUUUCAUCACAGCUGCAUCAAAUCUUCGUGCCAAAAUGUAUAGUAUUGAACCCGCUGACCGUUUGAAAACAAAGCGCAUAGCAGGUAGAAUUAUACCUGCUAUAGCAACAUCUACUGCUGCAGUUUCUGGCUUGGUUGCAUUGGAGAUGAUCAAAAUAGCUGGUGACUAUCCAUUUGAAGCUUACAAAAAUUGUUUCCUUAACUUAGCCAUUCCAAUCAUAGUGUUUACAGAGACAUCUGAAGUAAGAAAAACUGAAAUCAGAAAUGGAAUAUCAUUUACAAUUUGGGACAGAUGGACUAUACAUGGAAAAGAAGAUUUCACCCUCUUGGAUUUCAUAAAUGCAGUCAAAGAGAAGUAUGGAAUUGAGCCAACAAUGGUGGUACAGGGAGUCAAAAUGCUCUAUGUUCCUAUAAUGCCUGGUCAUGCAAAAAGAUUGAAGUUAACAAUGCAUAAACUUGUGAAACCUUCUGCUGAAAAGAAAUAUGUGGAUCUUACUGUGUCGUUUGCUCCAGAUGCUGAUGGAGACGAAGAUUUACCUGGACCUCCAGUAAGAUACUACUUUAGUCAUGACACUGAUGAACAGAAGUUGUCUUAA
Messenger RNA from Budorcas taxicolor (takin), 3174 nucleotides. RefSeq names its product ubiquitin like modifier activating enzyme 6 (gene UBA6). Gene Ontology annotation, molecular function: SUMO activating enzyme activity. The transcript is spliced from 33 exons. The record is from RefSeq and is a predicted model, not a curated record. The coding region runs from base 1 to 3174 and encodes 1057 amino acids. Gene Ontology annotation, cellular component: SUMO activating enzyme complex; cytoplasm. Gene Ontology annotation, biological process: protein sumoylation. Lineage: Eukaryota; Metazoa; Chordata; Mammalia; Artiodactyla; Bovidae.